Molecule: messenger RNA, 4729 nt
Organism: Poecilia latipinna (sailfin molly)
Lineage: Eukaryota; Metazoa; Chordata; Actinopteri; Cyprinodontiformes; Poeciliidae
Product: filaggrin-2-like
Exons: 31
Biological process (GO): tissue development; animal organ morphogenesis; axonogenesis
Source: RefSeq, a predicted model, not a curated record
GAGAACCCAUAUUUGUGCAGCGAUGAGUGUGAUGCCUCCAACCCAGACUUGGCUCACCCUCCUCAGCUGAUGCAGGACCGUGAACGCAAUGGCCUCAUCACCUACUGGCAGACGGUGACCUGGGGUCGACAUCCAGAGCCCCUACUCGCCAACAUCACCAUGUCUUGGAACAAGAGUCUGGAGCUCACAGACGACAUCCAGAUCACGUUUGAAUAUGGCCGUCCCACAAUCAUGGUCCUGGAUAAGUCCAUGGACCACGGGCACUCCUGGCAACCCUUCCAGUUCUACGCUGACGACUGCCAAGACGCCUUCAACAUGCAGCCCAAACGAGUGCGUGACCUCUCACCCACAAACCUGACACGGGUCAUUUGCACUGAGCAGUACUCGCGCUGGGUCGGCUCCAAGAACGAUAAGAACGUGAAGUUCGAGGUGAGGGAGCGCUUUGCUCUGUUUGCAGGCCCCCGUCUGCAGAACAUGGACAACCUGUACACCCGCAUGGAAAGUAUGAAGGGACUGAGGGACUUCUUUACCUUCACCAACCUGAGGAUGAGGCUGCUACGGCCUGCGCUCGGAGGCACCUACGUCCAGAGAGACAACCUGCUCAAGUACUUCUACGCAAUCUCCAACAUUGAGGUUCCUGCCAGGUGUAAGUGUAACCUCCACGCCUCCCAGUGCCUGCUGACUGAGGGGAACCUCCAGUGCCAGUGUGAACACAACACCACCGGGCAGGACUGCCAGAAAUGCAAGAAGGGCUUCAAAGCCAAGUCCUGGAAAGCAGGUUCCUACCUGCCUGCACCAACUGGAACCCCCAACACCUGUACAAUUGCUGGUUCCCCCUCCGGUUCUAAUAGGAAAGAGGGUGAGGAUGACGUUGAAGCUGAAACUGAAGCAACGUUCAUCUCCGAAGCUGAACUGUCGCCGGCCGUUACACACGAGCCUUUAAGUUCUCCUUUGGAAGAGGAUUCGGACCUCAAAGUCCCCGCGACUGAGGUUGGAAACUCACUUUUCAGUUCUCUGAACCCUCAUCAUCUUGAUAAAAGUGAAGACAGCAGAGCUCCAGCGCCAGAAAGCAGAUUUACAGAGGGCUCAGUCCCUCAAACGCACCACGCGUUACCCACCCGCACUUCAUCCGAGCCUCCGCUGGUUCCGACGGGACAAUCUGACACGCUUCCUGUCAGAACGGAGCUCCAUCCUCCUUCGUUGUCGUCUCCGCUGGGGGAGGACGGAGUUUCCCCGCCACGGGAGUUCACUCGUUCAGAAACGGUCCCUGAGCAUUCACAUCUGUCCCACCCUGUUCCAGAAGGUUCCUCUCAUCACUCUGUCACUAAUCAUCAUCAUCAUCACAUAGAAGAGCCUACUGUAAAAGUUCAGCAUCAUUCAAGCCUAACUGACGGAGUUUCCCACAAGUCUGUACAUGAGAGUCACGGACACAAGGCAACAAGCUCCACUGAGCAUGAGCGAGGCAGGGAGGAGGAGGAGGACGACGAAGAGGAAACAUCUAAAACGACAGGUGCCCACAGUCCAAAGCUGCAACACGAGACCCACGGCCACAAGCCAACAACUUUAUCUGAACACGAGGGGCGGCGCAGCGAGGCGGGGGGGCAUGCAGAGGCUAAAGACCUCCACAAAUCUGAAGACUACACACAUGAAACUCACGGCCACAAAAUACCCUCAUCCGCGCAUGGAGAGAAAGGGAAGCAAACAGAAAAUCAUGUUGAAAUUAAAGACCCCAAUGCAUCUAAACAUGAAACUCAUGGACACGCAAAAAAAAUCUCCUCUGGGCAAGUGGAAGACGGUAAUGAGGCUGAGAAGACAGUUUCCCACAUGACGGAGGGACAUGUGCACGAGGCUCAUACAUCAACUGGAUUGUCUGAACAUGGUGAAGAGCAGCACACAAAGACAAAUCCUCACAAGACAGAGCGACACGGACAUGAGACGCAUGACCACAGAACAGCUUUACCUGAACACGAAGAGGGAACAAACACAAAGUCUCACACAGUUUCCCACAUGUUUGAGGGACACACACAUCAACCGCAUGGCCACGAAACACCCACUUCAUCCCAGUCGCAUGGAGAGAUAGUCCUUGAGCAUGAAGACAUAAAAGCUCACAGCAGUCAUGAAGAAAACAUACAUCAGGCUCAUGGUCAUGAAGCAGCAUCUGAACACAGAGCAGAGGGUGAAAAAUCCCCAGAAAGGCAAGUCUUCCACAACCACGAGAACCACGAACACAAAACAAGCUCAGUGGAAAAUAGGCAAGAGGAGACUAACAGAAUAGACACACAUGGGCACAUUAAACCAGCCGGUCACAGGCACGAGGAGCAUCCACACAGAACAGCUGAAGCUACAGUCUCCCACACAUCUGAGCAACAGCGUCAUGGAACGAAAGGCCACCACUCGUUUGAGGAACAUUCGCUGAAGCAUCAAACAUCAUCUCAUCAUGGAGAGGGCCACAUACAAACACAAGCUGAAAGGAAAGACCAGCACACAUCUGUGGAACAUGGACAUGUAAUUCAGAGCCAGACAUCAUCUCAGCAUGGAGAGGAGAGAAAAGCUGUGUCAACCCCUCACAAAUCCAAUGGACAUGUUCAUGAGACUCAUGGCCACCAAACGGCAACAGAUGAGCAAAGGCACAGUGAUACUCAGAAAGCAGUCUCCCAGAUGCAUGAGAGUCUCGCACAAGGCCACAAAACAGCAGCCUCACAUGGACAUGGAGAGGAGGGGCAUGGACACAAUAAAGUAGAAAGGACAGAUCCCCACAAGCCCAGUGGACACGUACAUGAUGCUCAUGGUCACAUAUCGGCAACCCCACAUGGGCGUGGAGAAGAGGGGCGCACACACACAAACACUGAAAGGACAGAUCCUCAUGAGUCUCAUACUGUUGUACAUCAUGGCCACAAAUCGACUACCUCACACGGACAUGGAGCGAUGGAGCACGCACACGCAAAAGUUGGAAGUACAGAUGCUCAUGUGUCUCACACCCAUGUGCAUCACGGUCAGAACCCCCCAGGCUCACACGGGCACGGAAAGACAGAGCUCUCCCACGGACGAGUUGAAGCGAUUGAAACGACAGAUCCUCCGGCGUCUCAUGGACACAGACAUGAGACGCACGGUCACAAAUCGGCAGCCUCACAUGGACACGGACAUGAGACGGACACACACAGAAAAGUUGAAGUGACAGGCCAUGACAAGUCCCUCGGACAUGAGGCUCAUGGCCACAGUUCAACAACCUCUCAUGGACACGGAGAGGAGGAGCACACACCCAGACAUGUUGAAAUGACAGAUGCUUCCAAGUCCCAUGGACAUGGACAAGAGAUUCAUGGCCACAAAUCAGAGCAUGGAGAGGCGCAGCAUAGCCCAGACCCUCAUAAGUCUGAAGAACAUGGCCACCAAUCCGCAUCAUUUGCACAUCCACAAAGUGGAGGGCACGGGGAAACUCACAGGACAGUCGCACAUGGUUUUGAGGAGCACGCACACAGCACUCACGGCCACAAAGCACCAAUCCCAUCGCGGCGCGGGGAGGACAGGGAGGACGCUCACGGCCACAGGAGGGCUGAAAAUGAAGAGCACAGUAUCGUUGUAAACCACGGGAGAGGAGGAGGUGGUCACGGAACCAUAAGGCACGGUGUUCGGAAAGAAGACGACGAGGACAAAGAAAGAAGGAAAAAGAAAGGGCUUCUGAAACUCCUGAUCUCAGGAGAGCCUCAGGUCAAACAGUUACUCGGGAUCAUAUAUGACAGUUUUAAAGGUAAGAGGCCGACAUUCUUAGCAUCGGGUCCGAAGGACAAGUAUUAUAUCUCGAUGUGCCUUCUGGAUUCUUUGGUGUUAAAGUUUGUGGGGAAAAAUUCCUUCGCCUUGCUCCAUCUUUUUCAUCUGUCCCUCUUUGUCCACUCCUUCCCUCUGCGCUCGCUCCCCUCUCAUGGCUGUGUUCACUUUGUGCUCACGAUUAAGGUAAGGAGAUGCACUUUGUGUUCAUGCUGCUGUUCAAACACCUGCUAGUUGUUCACAUUUAUUUUUUCUUUUCUGAAAGGGACGCUUGUUUGGAAAACGUGCAAUCGUCGCUUUAAACUCGCAACAGUUUUCUCUCACUGUGACCUUUCACUGUUAACCAUUCACAACUGAUAAAUACCAACAAACCAGCAUCUUGACUCAUAACGCUAAUUUGAGGAAGAAUGUCCCAUUGCCUUUCCAGUCUGGAAAGUAAUUGGCCAUUUAUAUUUAAUUAGGCAGGUCUCCCCUACUGCUUGCACGGUUCCCUCAGUGCUGAGAGAGGCACUUUAUGGUUCUCCUUGCGUUGGCUUCCUUUAAACCGGCUCAUUAAUAUUUUAGCUGGCAUCAUCAGCCGAACAAUAAUAAAAUAAUAAUGUGACGGCUGAUUAAACAGCUAAACUCCGACUUUUUAAUGUGCAUUUAAAUGUGUAUUUCCAUAAACAUGCCCGGUAAACGCCUCUUUAGAGGACAGUGAUGCCUUGCAGCACAUCACUGCAGCCAACUUCUGAAGCUUAAUAAAAGCUUAAUUAGGAAGUGGCCUCAGCCAAGAUAAUCAGCCAGCGUGGAGCAUCGCUGCUCCACCGACGGCUGCACCGCCUCUGCACAACGCAGGCACCUCUGUUCCUAAUGUCAUUAAUCUCUCUAUGAAGAGAAAUUAUUCCAAUCGUUACACAAUUUCACUUUUUUUUGUUGUUGUUGUUUCGGCUCGUGUUGCUGUGACGGACUGGCGACCUGCAAAGGG